Molecule: messenger RNA, 1509 nt
Organism: Emiliania huxleyi CCMP1516
Lineage: Eukaryota; Haptophyta; Isochrysidales; Noelaerhabdaceae
Exons: 6
Coding region: 1-1509 (502 amino acids)
Biological process (GO): microtubule-based movement
Molecular function (GO): ATP binding; microtubule binding; microtubule motor activity
Source: RefSeq, a predicted model, not a curated record
AUGGGGCGCAACGAGGAGGCCGUCAAGGUGGUGGUCCGCUGCCGGCCGCUCAACUCGACGGAGCGCGCGGAUGGGCGCGACACCAUCGUCCAGAUGGACGCCAAGAUGGGGAGCGUCUCGGUGCACGCGCCAGGCAGCUCCGAGCCACCAAAGGCCUUCACCUUCGACAUGGUGUUUGACGAGCGGUCGCAGCAGGCGGACCUGUACCAGAAGACCGCAAUGCCCAUCGUCGACUCCGUCCUCGACGGCUUCAACGGCACCAUCUUUGCGUACGGCCAGACUGGCACCGGAAAGACAUUCUCGAUGGAGGGUGUCAACGAGCCGCCCGAGCUGCGCGGCAUCAUCCCGCGCGCCUUCACUCAGAUCUUCGAUCGCAUCUCUUCUCGGGCCGGCGAUUCGACCGAGUUCCUCAGCACGGGCGUCUACGUCAAGGACCUGACGUCGUAUGUCGUCCGAUCGGUCCGCGAGUGCGACAAGCUGCGCCACUUUGGGGCAGAGAACCGGCACGUCGGCGCGACCAAGAUGAACGCCGACUCGUCGCGCUCGCACUCGAUCUACACCAUCACCGUCGAGCAGUGCGAGACUGACGCGCGCGGCGAGGCCCACAUCCGGCAAGGCAAGCUCAACCUGGUCGACCUGGCUGGCUCAGAGCGGCAGGCCAAGACGGAGGCGAGCGGCGAGCGGCUCAAGGAAGCAACCAAGAUCAACCUGUCGCUCUCGGCGCUCGGCAACUGCAUCUCGGCCCUCGUCGACGGCAAGUCGAAGCACGUGCCCUUCCGCGACUCGAAGCUGACGCGGCUGCUGCAGGACUCGCUCGGAGGCAACACAAAGACGGUCAUGGUGGCGAACAUGGGGCCGGCCGACUGGAACUACGACGAGACGAUCUCGACGCUGCGGUACGCCAACCGCGCCAAGAACAUCAAGAACAAGCCCAAGAUCAACGAGGACCCAAAGGACGCGAUGCUGCGAGAGCACCGGCUCAAGGAGCUCGAGGGCAAGCUCAUCGUUGGCGGCGAGAACCUGCUCGACAAGUCGGAGAAGCAGGAGAGCCCCUCCCACCCUCCAGCAGUUGUUGAGCUCGAGCAGUACGCCUCGCUCGAGGCAGAGGUCGAGGGCAAGACAAGGAAGCUCAAGCGGCUGUGGACAAAGUACCAGGCGGCGCAGGCGGACAUAUUGGAUGUGCAGAAGGAGUUCCAGCGCGAGAAGGAGGACCUGCUCGACACGAUCCGCGAGCUUAGCCGCCAACUCAAGCUGCGCCAGCUGCUGAUGUCGGCUAGCAUACCGAUCGAGCAGCUCUCCAAGAUUGAGCGCUGCUCCGAGUGGGACGACGCCAACGAGCAGUGGCGCAUCUCACGGCUCCACUUUGCGGGCAACCCCGCCGUCAAGGCGAUGUCGAGCGUCUACUUUUCGUACAGCAAUCCGGCGCCCUCGCCGGAGUACGAUGGGCGCUGGCACACGGUGACACAGGCGUGCGAGAAAAACAAACUGAAGACACUGACAACAAACUGA